Molecule: messenger RNA, 1140 nt
Organism: Thelazia callipaeda (thelaziosis nematode)
Lineage: Eukaryota; Metazoa; Nematoda; Chromadorea; Rhabditida; Thelaziidae
Source: the annotation of a GenBank genome assembly
AUGAUGACAUGUAUGGAUGAAAAAGGCUUCUUUACUAAUUUUUGUGACUCGAAUGAAGCUGAAUAUCAUCAAAUUCAAAAUGAUGGAUUUUGUAUUGAAGAGAAAAAGUUAGCAACUGUUGGUAAACGAGCAAAAAAAACGCCAUCAUGGUCAGAUUUCCAUUUUCCACCUCCACCUUCAGAUAUGUGCGGUGUGAAUGAGUCCACAAUGAAACCAUUACUGAUACCACAAAUAGUUACAUCAUCCAAUAUCAGUAACAAUAGACCACCCCUACGUGAUUAUCAAACGUGUCACAGAAGUCAUGUUAAUAAUCCGGUACAAUACCGAAUCGACAACGAUGAUAAUCUUCAUUACGCUACCUCGUCUGUAAGAAUUUCUAAUAGUAAACAUAGGAGAAGAUUAAACCGAGUAAAUAAUGAUCAAGUUGUAUUAGGAUCAGAAUUAGGUCGUGGCAGAAGUGUGCUUGAAGAUGAAGCAAAAAUUUUGUCAAAAACUGACCAUGAAAAUAUUAUAAAGCUCUAUGGUGUCGGUGACGAUUUGACGAUUUACUUAGAAUUGGCUUUAUAUGGAGAUGUACGACAGUACUUAGCUCAUAAUUCUGAUGUUAGUUACUUAAAUAUGUUGAAAUUAGCGGUCGAAGUAGCUUCGGGAAUGAAAUAUUUGGAGCAAAAAGGAGUAGUUCAUGGGCAUCUGUCUCCUCAGUGUAUUUUGAUUAGUCAUAAUGCAGAAGUCAAGAUAGGGUCACCACGAGGUCAUCUUCAUCAUGCUCAACUACGUUAUAGCGCUCCAGAAUCAAUCAUUGCUAAUGAAUGGAGUAACAAAAGUGAUGUUUGGUCGUUUGCAGUGACAACCUGGGAAAUUUUUAAUUACUGCACUGUAAUACCAUUUGCUGAAUUGACAAAUGCUCAAUUACUCGAAAAUGCUCGGCAUAUUUAUGAUGGAUAUGAAGGGAUAUAUUUGAAUCUACCUGUAAGCAUUCCACAGCAAGUAAAAAGUCUUCUCAGUGAUUGCUGGCAAAGAAAAGCAACAGAUCGUCCAACAUUCCUUGAAAUUCAUUGUAUUUUAUCAAUGAGGAAUUCUGGUUUACCUAUUAUUUGUCAAAAUGGUAAUGGAACUAUUUUACGCUCUGUUGCCAUUUAA